AUGUGCCAGGCAACCUUAAUAGGCAGCUCCUCCUCCUCCUGCAAUGUCCCCUCCUUAAGAACCACCGCAGACGAAAUCUCAGUCAAAUCGAAACAAGACAACCUCUGCAUCUACAACAUGAACGCCUUGAGUUUCCUGUCACCUAAGAAAAAUCUCACAUUGUGUGGAAACAGGAAGGUGGAGGGUGAACUGGUAACUUCGUUCAAUUCCUCCAAAUUCUUCCUACCUUACUUCCCACCGUAUGGGUUCUUCCCUUGGCCUCAACUGCCGCCAUUUUCUUCCCUGCCCUUUCCUCCUCUGCCUGCUUUGCCAUUUUUGCCCCCAUUCCCAUUCCGGGGCCCACCGUCUUUGCCUUUCCGAUUCCCACAAUUCCCUCCGGCACCGAACCCUUCUGCCCCAAAUGCUCCGCCAGCGUUUAACUUGGGGGAUCCCAGGACUUGGAUUCCUUAUAUCCCCUCAGUUUAUCCUCCUCCUCCUCCGCUGCCUGCGUUCAGCCUUGGAGACCCCAGAACUUGGAUACCAUAUGUUCCUCCUCCGUCCCCUCAUAGGACCCAACAAAACCAGAAUCCUUAG
Molecule: messenger RNA, 573 nt
Organism: Pyrus x bretschneideri (Chinese white pear)
Lineage: Eukaryota; Viridiplantae; Streptophyta; Magnoliopsida; Rosales; Rosaceae
Product: formin-2-like
Exons: 1
Coding region: 1-573 (190 amino acids)
Source: RefSeq, a predicted model, not a curated record